Messenger RNA from Chelmon rostratus (copperband butterflyfish), 1227 nucleotides. RefSeq lists its product as uncharacterized. Bases 639 to 1082 code for a protein of 147 amino acids. NCBI's taxonomy places the organism in Eukaryota, Metazoa, Chordata, Actinopteri, Chaetodontiformes, Chaetodontidae. The record is from RefSeq and is a predicted model, not a curated record. Gene Ontology annotation, biological process: regulation of apoptotic process. The transcript is spliced from 4 exons.
ACAGCGCGAGUAAAGAAGCAGGAGAGAAUGGUUGGCCGUGAUCAGGACCGUGUAAACAGGGGAGAUGUUUUCCGUCUGUAUGCAAAAAGCUCUGUGCGUAUAACCGUGUGUCAGUCCAGGUGUUACAGUAAAUGGUAAGAGUUUGUUCCGUAAAGCCGGACUUAUUGUGCGUGAGAGAGAGUGGACGACAGAUGCUGUGCAGGUUGAAACCAGGAAGUCCAGACAUCAACACAUAAAUACUGUUGUCAUGCAGGUUCAUCAUGUAAAAAAGCUGUUUUAUCACAUAAAGACAUAUUGUCUAGAAUGAAGUUUGUCCUCAGAAUAUUGUUCUUAGCUCUUGUUUGAUGAAGCUUACAGUCAGGCAUUGUUGACUUGCUGCAGACUAAUAGAGCACACCAGUGGGUCUGUAGUUGAACUUCAAUAGGCUCUGCUUGUAUGUGCAUAUUGUUCACAAACAAGCAGUAUUUGAGCUGGUAAACAGCAUCAUCGUCAAGACCUCCCACCUGCUGUAGCCACAUAUAUCUCAUCAAGAUUUUGGCAGAGUGGCUGCCAUUAGAAGCUGUGUUUCCAGGAACCUCAAACAUUACUGAUGUAUACAGGGAAAGAGUAAAUGUGAGCUGAUUAAGUGACAUUCAGCCAUGACUGAGGAACCAGCAGCAGAGAUCCAGCUCCUCAGAAGCCAGAAGGCCAAGCUGAUAGAAAUUCUAAGUGCUGAUGCCGACUUUGUCCUGCAGCACGCGGACUCUCGCUGUCUGCUCUCUCCUCACGGCUACCAGCAGGUGAAAGCUUGCCGUAUUCCCAGUGAGAAGGUUACAGACCUGCUGGAUCACAUCAUCCAGAGGGGGCCUGAAGCAGCACAGGGUCUGCUGGAACUACUGAACAACCAGGCCCUGCAGGAAACCUUCCCAAUGCUUCGCUUUAUUAAAGAUCUGCAAGUCAACACACUGUCUUCAGGCAACAAACAAACAUCAAGAAAGAGACAAACAGCUCCUGAAUUACAAGAGAUCUUCCCACCCAAAAAGAUCUGCAACAAUGAUCCUGGAGGGAGAUUGGCAGACUGGCGCUGGACAUCCCUUCUGUGAAGCUGGAACAGAUUGAAGAGGAUCAUUCGCUCCAUGUGGAGCGGGUGUUUGCUAUGCUGCGCUACUGGCGUAGCUGCCAGAGGGAAAAAGCCACUGCUGCUCACCUGCACUCCCUGCUCAGUCAGAAAGACUGGGCGCUGCCUCC